GGUCUGCGGAGAGUAGGCCUGUAGCUCCUCCUCACCCGCCACAACCUGAUUUCCUAGAAGGGCUCUGUCAUCCAAAAAGAUUUUCCAUUGGCUUAGAGGAGGCAGGGCCCGUCUUCCCCCGUUAUCCAUUGGCUGCCCCUUCCGCCGCAAGUUGGGGGCGGGGUUAGGGCGCCUGUCGAUUGCAUCAGCUGGUCCAGCGGAGGCCAAGUGGCGCAAGCGCAGUGUUCCCGGGCCCUAGCCCACCUGCGACCCGCCUCUUUGCUCUUCUCUAGGCCGUCGCUUUCGGGUUCUCUGAUCGCUUCGUCGUUCGCCAAUGUUUGAGGAGAAAGCCAGCAGUCCUUCAGGGAAGAUGGGAGGCGAGGAGAAGCCGAUUGAUGCUGGUGAAGAGAAGCGAAAGGAAGGAGGCAAAAAGAAGAACAAAGAAGGAUCUGGAGAUGGAGGUCGAGCUGAGUUGAAUCCUUGGCCUGAAUAUAUUUACACACGUCUUGAGAUGUAUAAUAUACUAAAAGCAGAACAUGAUUCCCUUCUGGCAGAAAAAGCAGAAAAAGAUAGCAAGCCAAUUAAAGUCACUUUGCCUGAUGGUAAACAGGUUGAUGCGGAAUCUUGGAAAACUACACCAUAUCAAAUUGCCUGUGGAAUUAGUCAAGGCCUGGCCGACAACACCGUUAUUGCUAAAGUAAAUAAUGUUGUGUGGGACCUGGACCGCCCUCUGGAAGAAGAUUGUACCUUGGAGCUUCUCAAGUUUGAGGAUGAGGAGGCUCAGGCAGUGUAUUGGCACUCCAGUGCUCACAUAAUGGGUGAAGCCAUGGAAAGAGUCUAUGGUGGAUGUUUGUGUUAUGGACCGCCAAUAGAAAAUGGAUUCUAUUAUGACAUGUACCUCGAGGAAGGGGGUGUGUCUAGCAAUGAUUUCUCUUCUCUGGAGUCUUUAUGUAAGAAAAUCAUUAAAGAAAAACAAGCUUUUGAAAGACUGGAAGUUAAGAAAGAAACUUUACUGGCAAUGUUUAAGUACAACAAGUUCAAAUGUCGGAUAUUGAAUGAAAAGGUGAAUACUCCAACUACCACAGUCUAUAGGUGUGGCCCUUUGAUAGAUCUCUGCCGGGGUCCUCAUGUCAGACACACGGGCAAAAUUAAGGCUUUAAAAAUACACAAAAAUUCUUCCACAUACUGGGAAGGCAAAGCAGAUAUGGAGACUCUCCAGAGAAUUUAUGGCAUUUCAUUCCCAGAUCCUAAAAUGUUGAAAGAGUGGGAGAAGUUCCAAGAGGAAGCUAAAAACCGAGAUCAUAGGAAAAUUGGCAGGGACCAAGAACUAUAUUUCUUCCAUGAGCUCAGCCCUGGAAGUUGCUUUUUUCUGCCAAAGGGAGCCUACAUUUAUAAUGCACUUAUUGAAUUCAUUAGGAGUGAAUAUAGGAAAAGAGGAUUCCAGGAGGUAGUCACCCCAAACAUUUUCAACAGCCGACUCUGGAUGACCUCGGGUCACUGGCAGCACUACAGCGAGAACAUGUUCUCCUUUGAGGUGGAGAAGGAGCUGUUUGCUUUGAAACCCAUGAACUGCCCAGGGCACUGCCUUAUGUUUGAUCAUCGGCCAAGGUCCUGGCGAGAACUGCCUCUGCGGCUGGCUGAUUUUGGGGUACUUCAUAGAAAUGAGCUGUCUGGAGCACUCACAGGACUCACCCGGGUACGAAGAUUCCAGCAGGAUGAUGCUCACAUAUUCUGUGCCAUGGAGCAGAUUGAAGAUGAAAUAAAAGGUUGUUUGGAUUUUCUACGUACGGUAUAUAGCGUAUUUGGAUUUUCUUUUAAACUGAACCUUUCUACUCGCCCGGAAAAAUUCCUUGGAGAUAUUGAAGUAUGGGACCAAGCUGAGAAACAACUUGAAAACAGUCUGAAUGAAUUUGGUGAAAAGUGGGAGUUAAACUCUGGAGACGGAGCUUUCUAUGGUCCAAAGAUUGACAUACAGAUUAAAGAUGCGAUUGGGCGGUACCACCAGUGUGCGACCAUCCAGCUGGAUUUUCAGUUGCCCAUCAGGUUUAAUCUUACUUAUGUAAGCCACGAUGGUGAUGAUAAGAAAAGGCCAGUGAUUGUUCAUCGAGCCAUCUUGGGGUCAGUGGAAAGAAUGAUUGCUAUCCUCACGGAAAACUAUGGGGGCAAAUGGCCCUUUUGGCUGUCCCCUCGCCAGGUAAUGGUAGUUCCAGUGGGACCAACCUGUGAUGAAUAUGCCCAAAAGGUACGGCAACAAUUCCAUGAUGCCAAAUUCAUGGCAGACAUUGAUCUGGAUCCAGGUUGUACAUUGAAUAAGAAGAUUCGAAAUGCACAGUUAGCACAGUAUAACUUCAUUUUAGUUGUUGGUGAAAAAGAGAAAAUCAGUGGCACUGUUAAUAUCCGCACAAGAGACAAUAAGGUCCACGGGGAACGCACCAUUUCUGAAACUAUGGAGCGGCUACAGCAGCUCAAGGAGUCCCGCAGCAAACAGGCAGAAGAAGAAUUUUAAUGAAAAAAUUGCCCAGAUUGGCCCCAUGGAAAAGGAGGAGCAGUGUUUCCAUAACAUUGACUUUAUACUCUGAAAAUGUCAAUUUAUGUUGAACUUGAAGGAGUUUGGCAGAGUCCGAGUAGGUCAACCUGCAGGCGUAACUAUUUUUGACCUAGUCAGUUUUUAAACAAUGUGCAUUUGAAGGAGUUAAUUAAAAGAGCCAAUAAAAUGAUUUUACUCAUUCAGUAUCUGAGUACUGGAAAUGCUUUAGUAUAAUGAGGGAGAACUUUUUUGUAAAUUUAAUGCAAUUGAAAAAGUUUUAAAUUCAAUUAAGAUAACUAGAAUUGGAUUAUGGUAUAAAAAUAAAAAAAAAUUAUUCAUAUCAGUUUCAAGACUGCUCUGUCCCUGUCAUGUACACAUACAUGCCUAAGACAAAUCAUGUGGUUCAGUAUUUAUCUUCACAGUUUUACAGCAAAUAUGCUGCAGGGUGGGUGGAGACAGGGUAGGUCUGCAGCACCAUAAUGCUGUUCAUAAACUGGAUGUGAGCUGGGUGCUGGCUUCUCAGGAUAAACACCUUUGGGAGUGUCAUUUUUACUUAAUGUUGGACAUCUUUUCAAACAAAAACUACCAUGGAUCUAUUAUAAAGUAGAUUUGACAAAUGUUUAAGAUAAAACAUGGGUCUUCAGAGAAAUAUCUGUUUAUGGCAGACUGUUCUGGACCAUAGAAUCACUUGUUUUACAAAUUCCCUGUUUCCUCAUGUGGGAUCAUUUUCAAAAUCUUCUACCAAUAAAUGGUGAUUGAGAGGAUAGCACAAAGUAAAUAAUUUCUUAUGUGGAUAAAUAUUCAUUCCUCCUUGAUAUAAUGAUGUUUUAAAAGCAACAUCUUUUUUUAAUUUUUUUUGAGACAAGAUCCUUUGUCGCGCAGGCUGGAGUGCAGUGCCACGAUCUCGGCUCACUGCAACCUCGGCCUCCCAAGUAGCUGGGACUACAGACAUGUGCCACCAUGCCUGGCUAAUGUUUGUAUUUUCUAUAGAGAUGGUUUCAUCAUGUUGCCCAGGCUGGUAUCAAACUCCUAGAUAAAAGAGAUCCACCUGCCUCCGCCUCCCAAAGUGCUGGGAUUACAGGCAUGAGCCACCACGCCCAGCCUGAAAAGCAACAUCUCGUCAGUGCUAUAAUCUCAAAGAGCUUGUUUGCAAGGUGUGAUGGUUAAUACUAGGUGUCAACUUGAUUGGAUUGAAGGAUGCCUUUAUUGUUUCUGGGUGUGUUUGUGAGGGUGUUGCCAGAGAGACUGACAUUUGAGUCAAUGGCCUGGGAGAGGCAGACACACCCUCCAUGUGGGUGGGCAAAAUCCAGUCAGCUGCCAGUGCAGCUAGAACAAAGCAGGUGGAAGAAGGUGGAAUUGGCUUGCUGUCUUCUGGCUUUCAUCUUUCUCCUGUCCUGGAUGAUUCUGCCCUUGGACAUCAGACUCCAGGUUCUUUAGCUUUUGGACUCUUGGACUUAUACCCAUGGUUUGCCAGGGGCCCUCUGGCCUUUGGCCAUUGACCAGAGGUUGCACUGUUGGCUUCCCUGCUUUUGAGACUUUGGACUUGGACUGAACCAUUACUGGCUUCCUUGCUCCUCAACUUGCAGACGGCCUAUCAUGGGACUUCACCAUGUGCUUAUGUGAGUCAAUUCUUAAUAAAUUUCCUUUCAUAUA
Messenger RNA from Macaca mulatta (Rhesus monkey), 4159 nucleotides. RefSeq names its product threonyl-tRNA synthetase 1 (gene TARS1). The record is from RefSeq and is a predicted model, not a curated record. Gene Ontology annotation, biological process: threonyl-tRNA aminoacylation. Gene Ontology annotation, cellular component: cytoplasm; mitochondrion. Gene Ontology annotation, molecular function: ATP binding; threonine-tRNA ligase activity. NCBI's taxonomy places the organism in Eukaryota, Metazoa, Chordata, Mammalia, Primates, Cercopithecidae.